Penicillium soppii is the source of this 1770-nucleotide messenger RNA. RefSeq names its product putative nucleotide-sugar transporter. Gene Ontology annotation, molecular function: antiporter activity. Gene Ontology annotation, biological process: UDP-glucose transmembrane transport. NCBI's taxonomy places the organism in Eukaryota, Fungi, Ascomycota, Eurotiomycetes, Eurotiales, Aspergillaceae. Gene Ontology annotation, cellular component: endoplasmic reticulum-Golgi intermediate compartment; Golgi apparatus; cis-Golgi network. Bases 1 to 1770 code for a protein of 589 amino acids. The transcript has 2 exons. The record is from RefSeq and is a predicted model, not a curated record.
AUGGGGCCUUCCGCCGGCAGUCACCACCGUCGGCGCAGCUCCAUGCUCGCCGGGGCAGGGCGAUCACAAGCGGUCUCCACAGAGCGAAGAGACGAUGGUUUAUGGUCGCAUGCAGAUGGAGGAAAUAAGCGCGAAGAGCAAGAACCUUUAACUGCAGAGGAUGCUGAUGCCUCUGAGAUUUCCGCUACAGAGAGCCUGGAGCUGGAUCCCAUGAGCUCAGAUGAUGACCAAUAUGAUGAAGAAACAGGACUCACAGCAAGCCAAAGACGUCAGCGACGUCGAAGGCGAAGACAACGCCGCAAAUUGGAUGCUCGAAUUGCGGAUGUGAAGGGCCAAGGAAACAUUCGCGAGAUUCUCUCGGAUCGCAAUGUCGUCAAGAAGUUGCUCAUUAAUGGCGGGCUGAUCAUGAUGUGGUAUCUCUUUUCCUUGUCCAUUUCAAUAUAUAACAAGUGGAUGUUCUCCGAGGACGAUGUCGUCUUUCCUUUCCCUCUUUUCACAACGAGCUUGCACAUGGCUGUACAAUUUACUCUCGCCACUAUAAUACUUUGGAUAUUUCCAUCGCUUCGUCCGCGGCAACCGACCGGGUCUGCGACCACGUCUCCCAUCGAUGGCCCUGAAGAGCCACAACCUCUCAUAUCCAAACUCUUCUACUUCACUCGCCUUGUCCCGUGUGGUGCAGCAACCUCGCUUGAUGUUGGCCUUGGAAACAUGUCCCUCAAGUUUAUCUCUCUUACAUUCCUAACCAUGUGCAAAUCAUCCGCUCUGGCCUUUGUUUUGCUAUUCGCGUUCCUUUUCCGCCUUGAAUCGCCCUCCAUGAAAUUGAUCAUAAUCAUCGCCACAAUGACAAUAGGCGUGGUGAUGAUGGUUGCUGGAGAGGCUGCUUUCAACGCGCUUGGUUUCACACUGGUCAUUGCGUCUGCAUUCUUCUCGGGCUUCCGUUGGGGCUUGACACAGAUUCUCUUACUCCGCCACCCGGCUACUUCCAAUCCCUUCUCAACCCUUUUCCUUCUUACUCCAGUCAUGUUCUGUUCUCUUAUUAUCAUUGCGCUCUCCGUGGAGGGCCCCCGCGAAAUCUACCAGGGUUACCUUGCACUUUCCAGCAAGCAUGGUGACCUACUAGGGUCUUUCCUCCUAAUCUUCCCUGGAGUUCUUGCAUUCUGCAUGAUUUCUUCUGAGUUUGCGCUUCUGAAGCGUUCCUCGGUUGUCACAUUGAGUAUCUGCGGCAUAUUCAAGGAGGUAGUGACAAUCAGUGCAGCGGGCAUUAUCUUCCACGAUAAGCUCACAGCGGUCAACUUGACCGGUCUAGUUGUCACGAUCAGCAGUAUCGCAGCAUACAACUAUAUGAAAAUUGCAGGAAUGCAAACCGAGCCUCAGGAAGACGAUUGGAGUCGCGAGUCGAGUCCUAUGACUGACACGGAAGGCGAGGGCGACAGCGGUGGUGAACCGGGAGACUAUAGCCGUGUUGCACAUCAAGACUCGAGCAUCGUCAGCCCCGCACCGGGCGGCCAUUUCAAUGACGAAAUCUUGCCAGCUGGCGACCAACGGCGUUCAUUCCGAGUUCGUGCCAGCGGUGUCAGAGGCGGUCUCUCGGUCUCCACUACCAUCCCAGAAGACGAUGGGCCACCUUCUCUUCUAAAGUCCGCACCACCAACUAUCACAACAAUGGCUGAGGCUGGAUUUCCUCAUCUCCAUGCCCCUGGUCGUGAAGUAUCACCGGGCGUGCAGUCGAGCUCGUCCCUUUCACCUGUUCGGUCCCAAUAUCAUACUUAA